This is a messenger RNA of Lathyrus oleraceus (garden pea), 567 nucleotides long. RefSeq names its product 60S ribosomal protein L29-1. Gene Ontology annotation, cellular component: cytosolic large ribosomal subunit; ribosome. Bases 153 to 338 code for a protein of 61 amino acids. NCBI's taxonomy places the organism in Eukaryota, Viridiplantae, Streptophyta, Magnoliopsida, Fabales, Fabaceae. Gene Ontology annotation, biological process: cytoplasmic translation. The transcript is spliced from 3 exons. The record is from RefSeq and is a predicted model, not a curated record. Gene Ontology annotation, molecular function: structural constituent of ribosome.
GCUCACUUAAUAUCGAUAUUUGGGCUUUCAUAUGACCCAAGCCCACUUUCACCUCAACCCGAAACACUCACUUCACAGUCACAUAUAUAACGCUCCUUUUGUUCUUCAGAAAACCCUAGUGCAAAUUGAUCUUCUGAAUCGUCGAAUUAGAAAUGGCUAAGUCCAAGAAUCACACCGCUCACAAUCAGUCUUACAAGGCCCACAAGAAUGGCAUCAAGAAGCCAAAGAGACAUCGCCACACUUCCACCAAAGGGAUGGAUCCCAAGUUUUUGAGGAACCAGAGGUAUGCAAGGAAGCACAACAAGAAAAAUGGGGAAGUUGCUUCUGAUGCAGAGUAAACUGUCAAUCUUUUAACGGCUUUUUAUUUGUAAUUUUAUCUAAGACUUUCUCUCUGAGAUCUAUAUGUUAUGUCAAAUCUAGAAUCUGAUAUUGUUUUGAAGUUGUUUUAAUUUAGAGAAAUUGCACUACUCUGUUAGCAUUUUUGUUGCCAUUUUGUUAAUGGCGGUUGAAGUUUUAUGAUGUGUUUCGAGAAACUUCUAUAGCAAUCCCAUAAUUUAGCUUUUUUGA